Molecule: messenger RNA, 2174 nt
Organism: Octopus sinensis (East Asian common octopus)
Lineage: Eukaryota; Metazoa; Mollusca; Cephalopoda; Octopoda; Octopodidae
Exons: 8
Coding region: 186-2060 (624 amino acids)
Source: RefSeq, a predicted model, not a curated record
AUCGGUACAUUAUCCCCCACAGUAGUCGGCAUUGCUUCAUUUUGAAUCUCAGAGUUGUCAAAGAACUGUCAUUAUCUUCAUUAUCUAGAUGGCAAAAUAAACAGUGACUUAUCUCCCUUCAACAGGGAAAUCUUCCUUCUUCAACGUCAGAGGAAAUUAUUGGUGAAUCUUUCUAAGGAAAAAAGAUGGGUGUUCAAGGGUUAUUAUCCUACUGUCUCAAGAACCAAAAACAAUGCUGCACUUUUGUUGACCUUGUUGAAGUUGCAUGUGAGCAAAAAGGAAUUGAAAUACUGGUUGAUUAUUACUGUUUUGCAAAUUGGGUUUAUGAAAAGUUUAUAACAAAUCUUACAAACAAAAAUAAAAACAGAUAUCUAUUACUUUAUGGUGGGGAAUAUUCCUCUUUGUCCCUCUAUGUAACUGCUCUGAUAAAGAAUUUACAGUCUGUGGAUAUCCAUCUAACAUUUUUAGUUGAUGGUGCAAGAGGCUCAUGCAAGGAAACCACUAAGAGGAGAUUAAACACAUGGUUAUCUCGUUCUCAAAAUGAUAUGAGGAAGAUUAAAAAUAUGUUAUCUGUAUUUUACAAUGAAAUCAGCAUUGAAGACUUGUCAUGUGAUGACAUUGUAAGGCCUGUUCUUCGUGAUGUAAUUUUCAAUUCUGCUCUGACAGAAUGUGGUUGUAAAAUAGUGAAUUGCUCAGGUGAAGCUGAUGACAUGAUAGUCAAGCAGCUGUUGGAUAGCAAAGCAUUUGCGAUUUUCAGUUAUGAUUCUGAUUUCUGCCUUUUUAAAGACUGUUGUUUUAUUCCACCAAAAUUGUUUGAUAUUCACAAUGACAUGGAGCUAGAAUAUUGUGAAGAGUUUCCGAAAAAACCUUUACAUCUUCAAACUGGACUGAUAAAUAAUGAAAGAGUCAGUCAUAUGUUUGGCUUGUCUCCAAAUGAAUUGAUUGAGCUGGCUAUUGUAUGCGGCAAUGAUCUAACAUCACAUCAUAUGAGGUACAAUCAAAAGUUAUUGUAUAAGCUGGAUAUCAGAGAGAAAAAAAACCAACUCGAAAAUAUUGUUGCUUGGGUGAAGUCAUAUAAAAGGAUUGAAAAUCACCCCCUCUUGGAUAAAGAGAUGAGAAAUAACAGCGAGUUUGCCGUUGCAGUCCAGCAGUCUAGAAGUUUCUAUAAACUGGAACUGGUUCAAGAUUAUGAUGACAACAACAAAGGGUCUUUGACUGAAUUAGUAACUGAAAGACUCAAGACAAAAACUCUUCAUCCUAAAAUGUUAGGUGCACAUCAUGGAAUGUACUGGCAGAAGGUUCUUUUUGAAGAUUUAUAUAAUUAUUGGCCUGGGAUUGAAACAUUACUCUCGAAACUAAGGUCUUGUAUUUAUCAAAUAUUACUGCCAUUGAAUGAAAUGGCUGUUAUAGACUAUGGCUGGGAUCAGUCUUUAACUAUUAUGCCACACUCUGUUUCAGUUGCGAAAUGGAAAUGGUUGCCCCGAUUUGAAGAUAUAAAGAAAGAAAAUAUUUCAUCUAAUUUGAAGAUUUUUCAUAAAAUAAUAACCCAACAAGAACCAGGCUGGAGAACACAAGAUUGGCCGCGUAAUUACUUUAUACGAUAUGGUCGACAUAAUGGGUUCAUCUUUUACUGUCUACGGUAUUUUCUCCUUCUCAAUUGGCAGCACAACUUGUUUAUAACUGAAAGAGAGUUCAUAACUUUGACAUGCCUUCUUUUUACACACAAAGAAGAAAAACAGUACCAACAUUAUCCAAUAACUCCACAUUCACGAUGUGUCACCAUUAAUAAUUGGAUACAGGAUAUUUUCCAUCAUGCCUAUGGAUACCUUGGAACGUUGCUCUUUCUAACAGAAGAAUUUCCUAAACCUGCUAGUCUCUUUUCUGGCUCCACUUGGGUUGUUUAUUAUUGGUGUUUCUGUUUAGAAAGCUCCCCUGCACAAUUAAACAGGGAACAGCGCAUGCUUUUUGAUGAAACAAGACACAAAUUGAAUGACAUCAUUUAUGAGAAGCGUCACAUGAUCAAGUGUCUGGUGGAUGGUGUUUUCCCAUUUGAAGAUUGACAAUAUUUGGUCAUCAAUGACUAGUCCACUUGUUUUUUAACUUUAAUAGGGUUCGGUUUUUCUUGGGGUGAGUUGAAGGCUCAUAAAGAUAAUGCUCUGUUGUCAUCAUCAUCA